AUGCCGAUGUACCAGGUAAAGCCCUAUCACGAGGGCGGCGCCUCUCUCCACGUCGAGCUUCCCACCUGCAUGUACCGGCUCCCCAGCCUGCACAGCAAGAGCGGCGGUUCGGCGCCCGACGCGGGCCACGUGCAGGCACCACCGCCUGCUUCGCUUCGAGCUCUCGAGUCCCGCCAGGAUGACAUCUUGAAGCGCCUGUACGAGCUGAAAGCUGCAGUAGAUGGACUCUCCAAGAUGAUUCACACGCCGGACGCCGACUUGGAUAUGAGCAAUAUAAUCCAAGCCGAGGAGCCCGCCGCUUUGUCCGCCAGCUCGCUGGACCUAAAUUCAGUGCUGGGAAAGAAUAACGGGGUGCUGAAAGACAUCGUGAUCAAUGCCAACCCCGCCUCGCCGCCACUGUCCCUGCUGGUGCUGCACCAGUUCCUGUGCAGCCGCUACCGGGUCCUGUCCACGGUGCACACACACUCAGCCGUCCGCAACGUUCCCCGGAACCUGCUCUGCUGCUUCGGGGAGCAGGCCCAGCGGGGGCCGCGCCAGGAGUACCAGCUGGCCUUCACGCUCAUCUGGAAGGACGUGCCCAAGACACAGAUGAAGUUCAGUGUCCAAACCAUGUGUCCCAUUGAGGGUGAGGGGAACAUCGCGCGCUUCCUCUUCUCGCUGUUUGGCCAGCAGCAUAAUGCCGUGACACUGACCCUCAUCGACAGCUGGGUGGACAUGGCCAUCUUCCAGCUCCAGCAGGGCAGCAGCAAGGAGCAGGCCGCGGUGAUCCGCGCCAUGAACUCUGCGCUUGGGAAGAGCCCCUGGCUGGUGGGCAGUGAGCUCACGGUGGCCGACAUCGUGCUGUGGUCUGUGCUCCAGCAGACGGGUGGUCGCGGCACGGCCUUGCCGGCCAACGUGCAGAAGUGGGCACAGGCCUGUGAGAACCUGCCCCCCUUCAGCUCUGCCCUCCGCCUCCUGAGCUGACCUGUCGUGACGGCCUCCAAGGCUCAGGGCUAACCAGGGUGCUCACUCCUGCCUCCUGUUGGCAGAGGAUUGGGGCCACCACCCCUGUCCUGAUUCUGGCCAGUUGUCAAUAAAAGCCUCACGCAGUGG
This is a messenger RNA of Sorex araneus (European shrew), 1092 nucleotides long. RefSeq names its product aminoacyl tRNA synthetase complex interacting multifunctional protein 2 (gene AIMP2). The transcript is spliced from 4 exons. The record is from RefSeq and is a predicted model, not a curated record. Bases 1 to 963 code for a protein of 320 amino acids. Lineage: Eukaryota; Metazoa; Chordata; Mammalia; Eulipotyphla; Soricidae. Gene Ontology annotation, cellular component: aminoacyl-tRNA synthetase multienzyme complex.